GGUGGUGGUGUCAUGGUGUGGUGGAUCUAUCCUGCCUUGUAUAACCAGUUCAGGCUGGUGGUGUCAUGGUGUGGUGGAUCUAUCCUGCCUUGUAUCAAUGGUUCAGUCUGGGGGUGGUGAUGUCAUGCAGGUGAGUCAUUUCCUGACUCUGUGGGGAGAGGCUGGCCCGAGAAGCCAGGUGGGAUGUCGGUCCCUGGGCCUGGUUCUGCUGGCCUGAAGGCCCCAAAACCUGGGACCUCAGGUGACUUAUCCGGCUCGGACAGGAUGGAAGGCCCUAGGCCUAGUCCUGAAGAGGAGAAGGCCCCAAAGCCUGGGACCCCAAGUGCCCUGCCCGGCCCAGGCAGGAAGGAGGGACCUGAGCCUGGGUCCAGCAAGGUUAGUACC
Molecule: messenger RNA, 384 nt
Organism: Staurois parvus
Lineage: Eukaryota; Metazoa; Chordata; Amphibia; Anura; Ranidae
Source: the annotation of a GenBank genome assembly